AGCUCGCGCGUCGAUAUAUGAUCCAGCGCGUGUGUGAUAUUUGGUUCGCGUAACACGCGUUCCUGUAGCACUUGCACGGCGCCACAGACGAUGUCGCAUCCCAAGGAAGGUUCUUUCGAGUCACUUUCUAAUGCAACCAUAUCGUCGACGACAAACGCCGUAACUGCGAAAGACACUACGGUUUCCAGCAACGAAGAAUACGUGACUGCUCCGGAAAUCCCUGCAACGGCAAGGCCUCGAGGAAUUUCUCGUUGUUCUUCCUCAUCCUCAAAGACUUAUUCGGGGCCGGAAGAUCGUAAGGCGAAGACACAGAUAUCACCGAUGUCACCGACGUCACCGAUGUCACCGGCGUCACCUCUGUUUCACAGAAUGUAUAGUUCACUGGCGGCCACUACAUCGCAGAAACAAAUUUACGAUAGAACCAGCACGACCCACACGACCAACGCAGCGGUUGUGCCUUCUGAUUGGUCCACGUUCUGCAAUUUAUUCAUCUUGUACCUGGCUGUUAUGGUUUCUGGUCUUGCUCUACACGCAUGGUACUCGACAGCAGCGUGGAGCACUGAGACCACCAGCUGCGUCAGCCCGGAAUGCGACGACUUGAGGGAGUACCUUGACACAAUCGGCAACCUGAGCGUCCCUCCGUGCGACAACUUCUACGAGUACGUGUGCGGCCGUGCGACUAGCACACUACGACGCAUGCAAGAAAAAUCCGUGUACCAGGCCAUGAACCGCAUGCUACUAGGAACGCCACGACAUGUGUUCCCUGAAAGGAUUCAGAAACUAGUAGACUACUACCACGCCUGCUAUGGAACCCUUAUGAACCCGAAUCCAGUACGCGAAGACUUCAGGGACUUCAUAGUUUAUCUGGGCAUUUCAACGGAUACUCUGAGAAGCCUAAAUACAACCGCCAUAUUGUACGAACUACUGAAACUCGCCGUCACUCGCAGCGCUGUGCCAGCAAUAUCUGUGUCUAUAGAACACCUUCCAAACAUCACCAUCGGCCACAGCGCGCCACUAGCCACUGUCCUGAAGUCAGCCCUAGAAAGUGGUUCCAUCAUCACGAUGGCGACGGCAGCCAUGGGGACACCCGUGCAUCACAGUGACCUGGUCGAUGCUCUGGCAUUUGACACGUACGAGGACUCCGAGGUACUCAACGUAACUGGAGCAAGCAGUACCUUGGUGAUGAAGACCUCCCAAUUUCUCGGAAGCCAUCCCGCAUUCCUGCAUGUAUUCCUGCAAGUUGUCGGUGCCCGCAUUCGUGAGAGUCUAAUUGAGUGGGUCCACGACUAUGGCAUAGAAAGCCUGCCCUUCCGAAAUGAUUCGUCGGAACGACACCUCGGAACAUCCGACGGUCUUCCUAACGGAAACGCAAGUGAUAUUGAGGACUGGGCAACGUGGGACCCUUAUCUUCUAAUAAAUAACUCAACUAUCGUGAUUCGAAACGUAGCACGCCUGUCGAGUGGCCGUGCGACCGCUCUUGCUCUAUACACUGUGCUGUGCGCAACCACCAGCCUGAUUCAAACGGAAAUGUCAAAGCAAGACGUGUACCAGAAUGACCCAGUGCGGACCUGUCUCGAGGACAUGAGACAUUCGGCGUUCCUGAGUCCUUGGAACGCUCUUGUCUGGAUGUCCGUGCAACCGUGGACGAAAGAGCAGUCCCUCCGUGCGUUAUUUCGUUCCAUGCGAAUUAAUUUUCGCAAGGCCAUGGAGUACGGUGCUUCACCAAGAUUAGACAAGGACGAAAGAGCAUAUAUUAACCAAGCCAUCGAAAGGAUAUCCUUGUCUUUCACUGUGCUCCGGAACGACACGAAGUACGCAGACUUACCCGGCUUCCACCGCUUCCGAUACUAUCGAAACAGAGACAUGCUGCAGACCUUCAUCAGGAAAAAGCAUCCGACGGAAGGAUACAGUGAAGAUAUGGCGUACACUAGAAUGGACUUCAGCGCCUCCACUUACCAGGCACAGGUGUCUCCGGGAGCGUUGGUCCCUCCUCUGUUCUCGACGAGCUACAAUAAUAUCAUUCAAGCUGCGGGGCUCGGGCUCAUCAUAGCGACCAGCCUGGUAUCCCACGUGUUAGGCUUCAAGGCUAGGCCUUCGUCGCUAAGCCAGUUCUCUAAUAUCACCGACUGCUUAGUGAAACAAGCUGGAAUAACGGCCAACGACCCACAACGCAAGCUGCUACUUUACCUCAGUCAAGGGUUACGGAUAGCCACUCUAACACCAGACGCUCGACCACCCAAGGAAGAACGCAUGAGAGAACAUACAGCGAUGCAGGAGGAGAUUCGCUGGCGAGAGGACAGAAGAUUAUUUUAUCGUGUGGCUUGCAGUGUUUUCUGUAAGAGUGUGGAGUUCCCCAUAUCCGCACAGAACGCUUGUCACACAGCCAUUGGGAACUCUGUCGACUUCUAUUGGCUGUUCGGUUGCACCUCUAAUAGCUGGCUAGCGCGUCGAGGCGUGUGCGCGCUCGGUUGAGCGAAGAGCAAUAACACGUCGACGAGCUAUUCUUCAAGUUGUGUGUGCAAUAUUGCCGAAAUGUGUAACAGGGAAAUGUACAAUAACAAAAAGAAAUAUAAUUUUUCUUGUUUGUCUC
Messenger RNA from Ornithodoros turicata, 2590 nucleotides. RefSeq lists its product as uncharacterized. NCBI's taxonomy places the organism in Eukaryota, Metazoa, Arthropoda, Arachnida, Ixodida, Argasidae. Gene Ontology annotation, cellular component: plasma membrane. The coding region runs from base 91 to 2472 and encodes 793 amino acids. Gene Ontology annotation, molecular function: metalloendopeptidase activity. The transcript has 11 exons. Gene Ontology annotation, biological process: protein processing. The record is from RefSeq and is a predicted model, not a curated record.